Molecule: messenger RNA, 2941 nt
Organism: Chaetomium fimeti
Lineage: Eukaryota; Fungi; Ascomycota; Sordariomycetes; Sordariales; Chaetomiaceae
Product: ATP synthase regulation protein NCA2-domain-containing protein
Exons: 3
Coding region: 475-2529 (684 amino acids)
Cellular component (GO): mitochondrial outer membrane
Source: RefSeq, a predicted model, not a curated record
GCCCGACCAAGUCUUGCAUUCCACGUGGACGCCGGUUGUUGUUUGUCUCGUGCUGUCCCAGCAAAAUUUCCCAUCUAAAAGUGACCCGACAGGAAUUAUUUUCUGCGUUUUAUUUUCCUGCAGUUUUCCUGCGAAAAGACGCAACGAUUCCCUUCGUUUUCUGUCCAACGGGCAUGAUCUCACUUUUUUGGACUUCUUUGAUAAUUGGGUCGUUAACCCAGGUCCCCCACAACAACCAAAAUUGCUUGGCCCUAGAAGUGCCCCUCGGAGCUUGCAACACCCGGCCCAACUAGAUGACCUGAUCGGACCAUCAGCCCAUCAGUGUUGUGAGGGUUCUGAGUUCUGGGGUCAUCCAACUCGCCACUUUGACGCGUACCUCUUUUGAAGGGCGGGAACUGCUUUUUCUAAGGCGCAUGCACAGCCCAGCCUUUGGUUUCGGGAGUUGCGAAACCUCGGUUGGGGCAUCAUAUCACAAUGUCGAUUGUGGCCGACCAGGUCCGCCGUCUGGAUGCACGCAUUGACCGGGUCUCUCUUGUGCCCUUAACACAUGUGCAGGACCGCGAUGCCGAGUUGCAAGCCGUCGACGGCAUCGCCACCUCGGCACUCGCUUCGCCUCGCCUCAACGAGCUUCUAGGCAUCGUCAAGGCCCUGUCGUCUGGCUCCGUUUCGGGGGCUCAUCUGUCGUCACCGCGGAUUCAGAGGCUACUCCUCCAAUCCGGCCUGACGGGAGAACUGCCCUCGGUCGAGCUCCUCGAGGCGAAGAGCCAGUAUGAGACCGACGUCGAGUGGCUCCUGGUGGGUAAGGCUACCGUGCAGACGUACGGUCUCCUGAUGAGCACCCUCCUCGACCAGAUCAUUCCACUGAGCGAUGACAUUUGGUACUGGGACGAGGUUAUGACCUCUUACCCAUCCAGCUUUGUUUAUGCUGUGCAGACAUCGCCGUUGCGUAUGUGGAGAUGGUCAAGGGAAGUAUACUCCGACAGCCUGGAUCGAUUCCAGCGCCUGUAUCGUGAUGAGCUCCCUGGCCCGGCGUCCGAGCCCGAAGGCAUGUCCUCCGCACAACAGGACGAGAGUGACCCCGACCGCAAACCGAAAGGGUUCAGGACACUGUACCCUUCGCUGUCCGGACACUGGCGCCAAUUCUAUGGAAUUGUUAGGCAAAGUGUCACGGAGCGGUCCAUCGCUGAUAUCCAACGCAAGAUCCUCUCUCGUGUGGACAUCGGUCGAUCAGAAGCCCGCUACAAGCAGAAGCGGUUGCGCAGACUCCGGGAAAUGACAGCAACCGGACUGGGCGUGCUCAUGGACGAGGGGCUCAAUUUCGGCACCACCGAGGAGACACAGAGCGACGAGUGGAAAAGCCUGCUGGAGCGGAGCGUCGCCCUCAUGGACAUGAUCCUGCAAUCCGUUGUCUUCUUAGACCUCUCCGUCUCGGAAUUCGAGGACAAGGUAUUCAGUGGCGUUGACGAAGACCCCGAACUGUCGAUUCACAUCGAGGACUCCCACCCGGCCGAGAGACCCACCGUCCUCGCGCGACGGCUUCUUGGACUGCUCCAGAAAGGAUUGCCCAACCACCGCGUCGCCAUCACGGACCUCGCCGAUGAGCAUGGACGGCCGUCGAGAAUUGUCAGAUACUGGCUCCCGGCCGCCGCUCUCCUGGUUUCGUCCUCCACGAUCCUGCGUAUCCUCAUCAACAGGCAAGACGACAUCGUCAACUGGGUCCGUGAUUUCGGCGCCACCGCCCGCGACUUCUGGUUCAACUGGGUUAUCGACCCGGUCCGCAAGAUCAUUGGCACGAUUCGGCACGACUCCAACAGCGAGAUCGCCAUCAUGAGCCGGGACAGCCUGAAGGCCGACCGUGAUAGCCUCGAAAGGAUGGUGGUCGAGUUCGCCAUGGAUAACCCCGAUAUUGCCGUUGGAAACUCCUCCAUUACCGAACUCGAAAUUGGCGAGAUCCGGUCCAAGGUCAAGGCCGGGGAUGUGACGCCCGUUCUGAAGGCGUACGAGAAGGACCUGCGCCGACCGAUCGUGGGUGCGAUCAAGGGGGAUCUCGUUCGGUCGUUGCUAAUCCAGGUGCAAAAGACCAAGGUCGACCUCGAGGUGGCUAUUAGCGGGAUCGAUGCGCUUCUGAAGAGCCAGGAGUUGGUGUUUGGCUUUGUUGGCUUGACUCCUGGUGUUCUCGUCUCGAUCGGUGUCUUUCAAUACCUCAGAACGGUCUUUGGCAGCCGCAAAGGCAUGCGUCAGGGCCGGCAGGUCAGGCGCAGCGUUCGGGUGUUGCGCAAGAUCGACCGGAUCCUGUCCGAGGCCACGACAUCGCAGAACAACAUCAUCUCGUACCGCGACCACGGCCUCUUGGUGUGCGAGGUUCAUGUCCUACGCGGGUUGGCACAUAGCGUGCUGCCCGGUGACGUCGAGAAGGAGUUCAUCGAAGACCUAGACGAGCUGGCCAACCUCAAGGGGAUUCAAGUGCAGAUGAAGGCCCUGGAAAGGAUCCGAUGGGCCUAUGCCGAGUGGUUGGGCAGGAUGAAAUAGGGGUUUGCUUGGGGUGAGGGCAGACGGAAAGUGCGUCUCUCUAUGUGAUUCAUCUCAGCCAGCGGACAGCAUUCUGGACGGGAGCAUUGGGUACAACGGUGUAGCAUUUUCAACGCAUGGGAGGCGCAUAGGUUACGAUUAGAGCCACCAAGAGAGCAAGAGAGGCGAUUGUGCAGAAAACAGCUGCGAGGGGGGCGAGGGGGAGUGACCAAGUGAUCGACGUGAUACACCAAGCGCCACUCUAUAUCAAACAGGACAUUGUUUUCCGAGAGGCGGGAAUGGCGGUUUCAUCCUCCGCAUGCGGUAAUUUAAAAGCCUUCUUCAUGUUGGAACCCAAGCCGACAUCGCUGAAGCAUUGUUCGAGUAGAGUAGGUACCUAGGUAGUUGAUCUAUAAUCCAUACACAUAGAUGU